AUGUUACAAUAUUCGGUCUAUCAAUUGAAUAUAAUUAAUUCUACUUUGCAAUCAGAGAAGCUCGAAAUUCCACGUUCUGGAGCUGGCGGCAGCGGAGGACCGAAUCGACUGUUGCCUCCAAAGCAGCAGCAGGAUAUUCUGAUUGCCAUGAGGAAAGGUGAUCGACAUGCAAAUGUGCUCUCAGAGCUCCAAUGGAACACAAUUAAGAUUUAUACGGAUGGGGCAAUCGACCGACCAGAAAAGAAACAACGAGACAAAGGAUAUGGGGUUUGGUUCGGGACAUCUCAUCCUCUCAAUAAAAUCCAUCCACUCAGUUCAUCCUCGGAGAUGCGUAACAGCACUCUCGUGGAACUGACAGCGAUCGAAGAAGCACUGAAGCAGGUCAUAAACCCGAACUACUAUUGUUGCCAGCCGGUCGCCAUUUUCACUGAUAGUCUGGACGCGGUCAGCUACUUGAGUGGUACUCAGGACAUCCCGCCUAACAUGCAGAAAAAAGUAGCUGCAAUCAAGGAGAAGAUGGAAAAUGUUCUUGGUGGAGUUCGAUUCGAGCACGUGAAGGGCCAUGCAUACGUAUACGGUAAUGUCCAGGCAGAUAACUUCGCCGGAGCCGCCCGACUUGGCAACACAAUUCCCGACCCGACUUGGAAGGAGCUGCCAACAAGCACUCGAGUGGACAUGCGACCGGAAGAACUCCUUAUGGUGAAACGCCUUCAACAUGCAAAGGACAUUGCUGAAUUGGACUGGAAGACGAUUGUGGUGUACAUCGCUGUAAAUAAGAUCGGACACCAAUACGCAGGAUGGUUCGGAAGGGAUCACCCUCUCAAUUUCGCCUACAAUGCCGAGGGAAAGGAGACAGCCGACAAAUUGAGUCUGGCAGUCGAGACGGUGCUGGGCAAGCUCAAUGGAUGGAAGUAUUACGUUGGCAAGCCUGUGUGUAUCGUGGUCACUGAUCAGCGAUUCAAGGAGUGGGGCAAAGAUAAAGAGCUCCCGAAAGCCCUCCAGAGAGAUUUUCCUACGAGAGUGACCGCACUCACGGAACUUAUGGCGGGCCUUCAAGGUGAUGUUGUUCAAUUCCAAUCGAUUCAUGAGGAGUGGGAGGUGCCUGGCUGGAAAAAGGCCCACGCCCUGAUCCGAAGUAAAGCCGUUCGACAUCAUCCGGAUUGCCCCAAAGUGAAACCU
Mesorhabditis belari is the source of this 1179-nucleotide messenger RNA. NCBI's taxonomy places the organism in Eukaryota, Metazoa, Nematoda, Chromadorea, Rhabditida, Rhabditidae. The record is from the annotation of a GenBank genome assembly.